This is a messenger RNA of Erythranthe guttata (spotted monkey flower), 1013 nucleotides long. Its product is annotated as Sterile alpha motif (SAM) domain-containing protein. Gene Ontology annotation, molecular function: protein binding. The record is from RefSeq and is a predicted model, not a curated record. Lineage: Eukaryota; Viridiplantae; Streptophyta; Magnoliopsida; Lamiales; Phrymaceae.
ACUUGGCCCAAAACCUUAAUGAGAGAGAAACUAUAUAUUAUAUGAUUCGAAAUACACACAGUCACACACUUUAUUCAGUGAACAAAACCGUCGAACAGUAGAUACGCUGGGCGGUAAACAGUUGCAGUAAAUUGCAGCACAGUGAAGAAGAAGAGUAGCUUCAAGAGAAGAUCGAAGCGCAUACAAUCAUUCUUCCUUCUCUUUAACCGGAAUAUUUCCUGCGUAGCGCCCUAAUCUCAGGUAUAAAAACUAAUGGUGAAGUCAAAACAGAGACAGCAGCAGCGAAAUCGAGCACCACCAUCUGAUGAAAGUGACUGGAUGAUGGUCAAGAAGCAGAUAAUCACUAUCCUAAUCCCACCAUUGCCUAACAAGGCACGCUCCACAACGCCAAGUGUAGUAAACGAGGGCCCACCACAAGAAAACCCUAAAAUCACCAUCUCCUCCCAAUCACCCGAAAAAUCAAACCCCCAAUCAAAAUCUCCAUCAGAAGACAUCAUCUCCGCCUCGAAGCAACCACUCCACGAAACAGAGAAAAAAUUAUCCAUUUCAUCGUCUCCCAAACAGGCUGUUCAGAUUGCUUCAGACAAGGGUUGUAAGAGAAGUAUGAUGAUAUUUGAUGGUAGUGUCGCGUUUGUGAACCGAAGAAUGAGAGCUUCGUUUCUUGAGAGAAAACUGAAGAGGGCCGGUGGACUGGAGAAUUGGCUGGUUUCGCUCGGGCUGGCACGUUUUGUGAAGGUUUUUCGGAGGAGAAACGUGAGCAAAUUUCAGUUGGCAAAUAUUAGUAUGAAGAAGCUUAAAGAUAUGGGGGCGGAUGCCGUUGGCCCCCGGAGGAAGCUUAUGCAUGCAAUUGAUUGCAUCUGCCAACCCCAUUGUUUCCACCAUGUUUGAAUGUUGAAAACUAUCUUACUCAUUUUGGUAGCCAUUUUUGUAUAAAGUGUUAUAUAUCUUUGAACAGAUUUUAGUACUGAGAGAAAUUCUGAACAUUGUUAUAUAAUAAUGAUCAGUAAAUAGUU